UGCUUGAUUUCAGUUUGUUCUGUCCAGUCGCAUUUGAAUACAGUUCGCGAUGAAAUUAACGAAUUCCGUAUUAGUUUUAAUUUUAAAUACAUAUUUUGUUACUAAUUUUAUUGGCGGUGCUCAAGCGUCGGCAUUAAUUUGCUUUGAAAUCGAUGGGAAGAUUGAAAAUUAUUCCUUUGAAUCGACAGAAGUUUCAUUCAAAAAAGCCCGUGACACUUUAAAUCUCACAUCCAGCGAUGUGUUUCUAGACGAGGGACGUGUUCUUACUUCAAACAAUGAACGCCGCAAAUUAGUCAAUACGGAAGAGUGUAAUAAAGUGAUUAACGAAAAUCAAAAGGCCACAAUCGCCAUUCAGCUUAGUGAUAAUAAGCAACAAAAAACAAUUACUCUACAAAACGAUGCCAAAUUGGAUGCAGUGCGCGUUGAAGUAAUGAAAUCGUUGCCUGAACAUUAUAAAAAUGCAAAAUGUGCAGAUUUGUAUUUUGUUAAUAAAAAAGGUUUCGAAGUGCUGAGAGCCGAUGAGGCAGAAACACAAUUCCAGAAUAUAUUAUCAGCCGAUUCUACGAUUACGUUAAAAAAUAGAUUCAUUCAAAAUCGAACAGAAGUGGCAGUCAAAUGGCUUUUAGAGACAUGGCAGAUUCAAGUUAAUUUGCGUUCAUCACUUGGCGAUUUGCGUUAUUGGAUCACUAAACCGCUGAACUGUCCGAAUCUUAAGGAACCAUUGAGUCUGCCCGAUGAACCACUAUUCAACACUAAGAACAAAGCAGACAGAACCAAUUGGCUUGUCAGGGACAAACAUGCUGCCCUUGAGGAUAUUCCAAAAUACAAGAAUGUGGAUGCAUCCGCCAGCGCACUGACGGCACCAUACAACAGAGAAGAGGAACUGGCCAUUGAAUCCUACGUUUACACUACGCAAUCUACCACCAAUAGCAAGAGAAUAUACUACGUGGACGUUUUGGAAGCAGAAGAAACGUUUCUUGUUGGAACACAAACUAAUGAAUUCUCCGAUAACCAUUUGAAAGUUACAGUCAUAUCAAUGGAUACGGAUGAUAAAAAGAUUUUACUUUUGAAAAAUGGGCGCUCCACGAAUCAGCGGUCUUUAGUCUGGGAAAACAUUGUAAUUGCAAGUAAUAAUACACGGGCAGAAAUACAAGUGGAAUUUAUUAAUCAUCAGGAUGAUUAUUUAUACCUUUGCGAAUUAUUUGAACAUCGUGCCAAUUAUGAGACUCACUCCUUAAAUAGAUUUGUGACAAAAAGUAAAAUAUGCAGUUUUGAUUCUGUUGGAAGCUUGAAAAGCGCUAGUGCUUUGAUCUUCAACAAGGAAACCGUUAUAGUUAACGGUGAAGAUAUUUCAAAAUACCGUAAUGAAAUUAGUCAGCAGCAACAGCAACAACAAGGACCUUGGCCAACGGCAAUGUGGUGCUAGGUGCUGGCUCUAUUAACGUGGUGCAAAAUGA
Messenger RNA from Drosophila willistoni, 1457 nucleotides. RefSeq lists its product as uncharacterized. Bases 50 to 1426 code for a protein of 458 amino acids. The record is from RefSeq and is a predicted model, not a curated record. The transcript has 2 exons. Lineage: Eukaryota; Metazoa; Arthropoda; Insecta; Diptera; Drosophilidae.